Molecule: messenger RNA, 5033 nt
Organism: Pantherophis guttatus
Lineage: Eukaryota; Metazoa; Chordata; Lepidosauria; Squamata; Colubridae
Gene: VMAC
Product: vimentin type intermediate filament associated coiled-coil protein
Source: RefSeq, a predicted model, not a curated record
UCUUGCCCGCCUACUUGGGGCGGGGCGUCGUAAAAGACGCGCUUGACCGGCCGGACUGGAACUUCCAAUCUGACAGAGCUUCAGUCGAGCGGCUGUUAAUAGGAGGCGUGGUCCCAUUUGUCAUUUUCUCAGGACUCAUUAGUGUGGCCUCGCUCCUGAUUGGUCAGUCCGAAUGAAGGGCGCGGCGAGGUUUCAUUGUGUGGGGGGUGUGACCUGCCUUCCCAUUGGCUACGAUGCGCGGGCGCUGGGCGGGGCCUCCCCGGGCGUCGUCGUUGUCGUCCAUGAUGUCUUCAUCUUCGCCGCCGACGCCGGUCCAGAUUCGCGAGGCUAACGCGCAUUUGGCCGCCUUGCACGGGCGGGUUGCAGAGUUGGAACGGCGUUUGGCAGCUGCGGAGCGCACGGUGCACGGCCAGGCUGAGAGUCUCAUCCGGAAGGAUGCCGAGAUGCGCCAGGCGGUGCUCGGGCUUCGGGAAGGCAAGGACAGGGAAAUUGCCAUAUUGGAGGAAAAGCUGCAGUCUUCUGAACAGCAUGCGCAAAAACUGUUAAACGUGAUCCAGGAGAAAGACAGUUUGAUAACGCAACUGAGGCACAGGAGCCGCCUGCUGACCAAGAUCUGUCGUAGCCGCCCAGUCUUGGAUAAUCUCUUGGCAUACAUGGCUGAAGGGGAGCAGCUGAGUCCUGUCCUUGCUGCACAAAGUGACGCCAACUCACCAGAUCACAACCUGUCACUGGAGACAAACUGUAUCCCAGACCUUGAUUUGGACACCAAAGACUUUUCACUUGGGGAUGAUGAACAGGAUUCAGACAAGACUUUGUUUGGGACAACAGUGUAAACGGACAAGAUUCUUGGUUCCCAUAUCUGAAGCCUCUUUUUUUAAAAAAAAAUCUCUUUUGAGUAGGGUAAUACCACUUUUUUUUUUUACUCUGACCUGCUCAUGCUGGGGAUGACAAAGUGACUAUUUUUAAACCAGCCAUUCUAGUAAUAGUUUUGUGUAUCAGCAGACUUUUUUGGUUUGUGGCUUAAAAAUCAUGCCUUUUUUUCCUGCACCCCUUAAUUGGAUGUAGGGUACCUGAAUCUCUAGGACAAAUGAUGACAGUCCCAGCCUCUUCCAAUAUUGGUUACAUUUACAGUUGUGGGAGUUAUAGGGUAGCACUCCAGAUUGCCUAAUCCCACUCUUAAGAGAGGCAGGUAUCUAAAGGGAAGGUGCUAACUUAAAUUAACAUUACUCUAAAGAAGGUUGCCACCAAUGCUCUCUCUUUCUCUAUCUCACAAUAUUUUUUGGUUAUAUCCAGCCAAAACCAGUACCAGUCUUUUUGGGAGUAGGACAGGACGGGUUCAAACUACAAGGAAGGAAUUCAAAUUAGGGUUUAGACAUCAGGAGGAAUUUUCUAAUUGUUAACAAUGUUGUCAGCUAGUGGAACAAAUUGUAAAGUACUUGAUAAGUUUCUCCUUUGCUAAAGGAGAUGUUCUAAUGAAUCCUGCAGAUGACCUCUAUGGUUCCUUCCAGUCCUGUUGAUUAUAUAAUUUCAGAUUUGCACGCACCAUGUGGGCUAAAUUAUUUAAAAUAUAAAAUUCACAAGGGCAGGAAAUCAUGCCUUUGUUGAUAGGCUUGGAAAUCCCACAAUUAGAAUGAUAAAAAGAAGAAUGUUACCUAGAUACCAGUAUCUUUUUAAGAACCAUAGCUAAGGCUGGAAUCCUGGAGUCCAGUCCUGUUAGUACAGGUAGUCCUCAACUUACAACAAUUCAUUUAUAACAACCAUUUGAAGUUAAGACAGCUGUGGAAAAAAAGGGACUGUCAAUCAGUUCUUACGCUUACGACCGUUGCAGUAUCUUUGCAGUGAUGUGAUCGAAAUUUGGACAUUCGGCAAUCAGCAUUUAUUUAUGAUGGUUGCAGCAUCCCAGCAUCAUGUGAUCACUAUUUACAGUCUUCUAAGGGGACUUCCAACAAGCACAGUCAAUGGGGAAAGCUGGAUUUGCUUAAUGACCAUGGCAAAAAAUGGGACGCAGCUCACUUAACAACUGCAUCACUUUGUGAGUGAGGUUGCACUCCCAAUUGUGGUCAUAGGUUGAGGACUUCCUGCAUUCAUUUAUACUGAUUGUGGUAAAAGAUUACUUCCUUUCAUUUUGGCAGCUUCAUCUCCCUUCAAGAUUUACCCCUUAACAAUCUUACUGAAGUAAGUUUUUCUAACCAAGGAAUUCUAAGUCUAAUGCAUCUUCUGCUUGCAUGUGACUUAAUCCAUCUUUAACCUGGAUAGGCAAUUUUUUAGGAGGGGCAAAAUCAUAGAGAAUAGGAAACUUCUUUUUCAGCCUGUUUGGCUAACCCACAGGAACGAGCACAGAAUUUCAGCUUGAAGUACUACGUCUGCUUGCUUGAGCAGGAAAAGGAAUUCAACCAUCUUGUAUUUAUGGCCUUAUUCAGAGGUGGGUUUCAGCAGGUUCGGACCAAUUCUGGAGAACCGGUAAUGGAAAUUUUGAGUAGUUCGGAGAACCGGUAGUAAAAAUUCUGACUGGCCCCGCCCCCGUCUAUUUUCUGCCUCCAGAGUCCCAGCUGAUCGGGAAAUGGGGAUUUUGCAGUAUCCUUCCCCUGGAGUGGGAUGGAAAUGAAGAUUUUACAGUAUCCUUCCUCUGCCACGCCCACCAAACCACGCCAUGCCCACCAAGCCACACCCACAGAACCGGUAGUAAAAAAAUUUGAAACCCACCACUGGCCUUAUUGGUGGUUAGGCCUUCCCCAUGGCGGGCACGAGCAAUAGCACUUAGACUUAUAUACUGCAUAGUGCUUUACAGCAGCGGUCUCCAACCUUUUCAGCUCAGCAGCCUGGCGGAAGCGGUGGUGAGGGAAAAAGGAUGGUUGCGCGUGUGUGCCGCUUUCGCACAUGCACUCGCACACCUCUUCCACGGCCCGGUUCCAAAUAGGCUGUAGAUCGGCACCGGACUGGGGAUUGUGGACCUCUGCUUUACAGCACUUUCUGAACAGUUUACAAUGUCAGCAUAUCUGGCUAACCCCUAACAAUCUGGCUCCUCAUUUUACUGACCUUGGAAGGAUGGAAGGCUAACCUUGAGCCAGUCAGGAUCGGACUCCAGACUGUGGGCAGAGUUAGCCUGCAAUACUGCAUUCUAUCCACUGCACCACCAGGCAUUACUGUACCUGUUCUUAGAGUAGGUCACUUGCCUCUUUAAAAAGCAUAAGCAAUGACUGACUGACUGAGAGCUAUUAAGCCAGUGUUUCCCAACCUUAGCAACUUUAAAAUGUGUGCACUUCAACUCCCAGAAUUCUCUGGCUAGCUUGCCAGUUUCUUUCCAAGCCUAUGAAUCAGUCGGGAAAGAUCAGAGCCUAUGAUUUUAGCUUCUUAGUGGAGGAGAGAAAGAUGGGUUUAUUUUUAACACUAGUAAUUUUGUGUCAGAAAUGUUACCCUGAGCUUUGCUUAAAAAAAAAUGCUGAGAACUUCUGUUGAGUUAACUCAGAUGCAUUUUCUGGUGAAAACCUGGAAGUUGCUUCAUCUUUUGGAUAUUUUCCUUGUCUGCCUUCUUGGCCAAGCACAUUAUAUUACUGUUCAAAAUAUAGGGAACUGGCAACCAAUGGGUUUUUAAUAGUUUCCCCCCCCCCCAGAAUUGAACAAGCUUGCAGGGCUGCCAUAACAAGCUAAAUAAGAAUAAUUAUUACUGACCUGGGGUGGAAAAUUAAGGAGAUUGUACCUUGUUUUGAUUCUAUCCUAAUAGAAAGUGGACAGUGUUGCAUAGAAGCUGGUUUUAUAUGAUGGACCCUUGUCAUGUGCGAAUUGGGGGUUUUAGGAUUACUUGGACAUUCAGAACUGAAACUCAUGCCAUCUUGGGUAAUUGAAGAACAUGGUUGUAUUAAGUUUGAAGACCAUAGCAAGUCUGAAUCCACCAUUAGUCAGCUAUAGAACGCAGGGGUAAAAAGUUGGCUGUGUUUUACAAUUCAAUGUCUUAUGUGAAUCCAGCCAAACUUGGGGUACUUAACCCUCUUUAAACAUACUUUCAGUAACGUGCUGUGCAUUUGCCAUUCAACAUGUUACAUUACUGAUGUUCCAGUCAGCCAUAACCACCUAUACAAUACAGUAGUCCAUUUCAUUCAUAUUUUUAAACCCGGCAAAUGUGCUGAUCCUUCCCUCCUGUCCAGGAGAUGUUGUCUGUCCUACAGAGCUGAAGUCCACAAGUCUUAAAGUUGCCAAGGUUGGAGACCCCUGCUAUAGAGGCAGUAGCAAUCAGUGAACCUUUCAAUACACUAACUCCUUUUCAGUUGGAGAUCAUUUAAAACAAUAAUUGCAGCAUUUCAAGGCAAUGCUUCUCUACCUUGGCAAUGUGUAUUUCAGUUCCCAACUGGUUGGGGAAUCCUGGGACUUGAAGUCUACACAUCUGCAUGUUGCCAAGAUUGAGAAGCACCGUGUUAAGGGAUCAUGAGCUGUAGAGGAAAUAAAAGGGAAACAAAAUCCAGUGAUUCAGGCAAUGUGUGUAUUUCAGAGGAAAGUAGAAAUGUCUUGAGGGAUCCAUUCAGGUAGAGUUCACAAAAUUCCACCAACCUAAACAGCCAUGAAACUGUCUUGGUGUCCUCUUCAUCCCGUUUCUGCCAUGUAGCUUUCAAAAUGGCUGAAAUGGUGAUAGCAGCAACAUGGCUUCCCAAGAUUCUGCUUUUUCUGGCAUCCAGUCUUCACCAUUCACGUCUGCCCAUGUGGGUUGAGUUAACUCUUGUAAUCCUCUUGGGGGAGUUGCAGAUUUUCUACUGGUAUUUUUUGGCAACCCUUUUUGUGCUAUAAUUUGCUGUAUUUCCACAGAAUAAUUGAUUUCUUGAAUGAGUGAUUGCAGUCUUAAGCACUCUUACUGGGAACCAUUGGGACUAAAUACUGAAUACAUAUGUAGAGUUUUAUUUAAUGCCUGUUACGUUUAUUUUGAGUCAUAUAUUUACUGACAACUGAAGCACCAGUUAAGUGCCUAUGGGGAUUUUGUUACACUAGGUCCUCAGAUCUAAUUUUUCUUGUUGGAAGCAAAAUAAUAUUAAAAAUAUUUUGGUAUA